AUGCAACUCACCUCACUCCUCCCAAUCGCCCUAGCAGGCCUAGCCACUGCACUCCCUGCUGCCCUACAGGCCCAAACAAUCACCGAAGACAUCAUCUGGGGCGUCUCCAACUUCACUGUCGGCUGUUCCCAAGGUGGCUGCGUCUUCAGAUAUGAUAUCGCUGGCAGUCCGAACUCAAUGACUCCCAAGUUCCGCACGCACUGCAGCGGCCUUGCAGAGAAGGAAGUCCUCUGCGAUGACAAUAAUAUCAAGACCACUGUUGCUCCUGCCGGUUGGUCUGAAGAUGGGAAUCAGAAGUGGAAUGUCGGUGUCACCCACACCUGGAAUACCGUGCUCAGCGACAAGUCCCUCGCGACUUGGUUCCAGUACGGCGCGCAGAAUGUUACUGUACCUUACCGCCAGCCGGUCAAGUUUGUGAUUAAGCCUACUCAGGAGUACGGCAUUGCUUAA
This is a messenger RNA of Penicillium coprophilum, 450 nucleotides long. RefSeq lists its product as uncharacterized. The record is from RefSeq and is a predicted model, not a curated record. The transcript has a single exon. Bases 1 to 450 code for a protein of 149 amino acids. Lineage: Eukaryota; Fungi; Ascomycota; Eurotiomycetes; Eurotiales; Aspergillaceae.